Penaeus vannamei (Pacific white shrimp) is the source of this 2925-nucleotide messenger RNA. NCBI's taxonomy places the organism in Eukaryota, Metazoa, Arthropoda, Malacostraca, Decapoda, Penaeidae. The record is from RefSeq and is a predicted model, not a curated record.
AACCGACGACUCAAUGUCUAGUAACAUGAUGAAAAUAUGAGGGAUUUUGUACACAAUUUCAUCACUACCUGACGAUGAGCUAGAUUGAUAUCCCACAUAAGCUGAAUACAGAAACAGUCCAAGAUGAGGCGGAUGAAAAUCAGAGCUGUGCCCAACAUGAGGCCAGGGGGUAGCCAGCGCACAGGGCAGAACAGAACUGCUGCCUCGUCUGGCCAGUCUAUUGCCAAGCUUCCAGGGAUUGUCAAGGAGGAGAUCCCAGGAAAUGUUCCUGAUAGCUCAGCAGAGCUAGAGGCAAAUGCACCCUCGCAGAGUUCAGAAAUAGAUCAGCCUGUUAGCCACACAACUGCUGAUGUAAUAGCACAGUCAAUCAAGUUAGAGAAGACUAGCGUAAAAGAAGCAUUGCCAGCGAAAGAAAGUUCACCCUCUACAAGCCAGACUUCUCUCUCUCAGAUUUCAUUGCAAGGGAAUGCUCCAUCUCAAAAAAGUACUUCAUUAGGCGAGGCUAGUACACAGCAAGACUCAUUAUGUACGCCACAGAGUGAUAACCAUGCGGUACAUGUUGUUAAGGAUACAAAGAUACUGACUGACAGCCAAGCAGAAGGAAGUUUGGGACCUCCAGAAGAAGUGAAAGUGAAACAAGAGUUUAUGCAAAAAACUGCAGUAGCUGGAGAAAACAAAUCUUUAGCAAGUAUGCGUAGAAAGAGAUUAAAAGUUGCACCAAUGGUAAGCACUGGUAGAAAAGGUGCCAUCACAUCUCCAAGUGUGUGUGAACCUAGUACCUCUAAAAAUACUGUAGGUAGUGAAACCAUUGACAGAAAGAUAGAGGGAACACUUACUGUGUCUCAGAGUGUAGGAGAACAGAGCAGGGAUGAGCAAAGUGCUUGUUCUCAAAUGGAAAAAGACUUUAUGAAAAAUAUUAGUAAAACAGAAGUUAUAGACAUUUGUACAGAAGAAAAAGAGUUUAGUCAGGGAGGAUCAUCAGACACAGCAAAAGAGAGUGAAAUAUCCAUAAUAAGUGAAGGCAUAGCAAGUGGCAUAUCAGGUGUAGUGUCAUGCAAUUCAACAUCAAAUGACAAAUCACAAGAUCCUCAGGUGAAAAGAGUCAAAUUUGCAGGAGAUACUGAUGUGGCUCAUACUUCAGAUUAUAAACCCACUGAUUCAGAAGUAGUAAUGAUAAAUUCAGAUAUUUCACCAGCUUUUCAGAAGAGUUCAGAAGAAAGAAGAAAUGAUGAAAGUCGAAACUCACUUUUGAAACAUAAAUAUGACAGUAAGGAAGGAGUCCAGGCAACAGAGUGUGUUGAAAGUGGUACAUCUCAGGGCAGUGGAACAUGUAUUAGGAGAGCAAGGAUACGAGCCAAACCUGCCCUUUCAUUGAAAAAGAGACCCCCCAAAAAGGUGGAUGUUGUGGAUGUGAAGAAAGAACCAUCCACAAAGGAGGCUGAAAAAGUAAAGGAUCAGCCUAAAGAACAUGAAAUGAGCACAGCCGUGUUAUCGUUGAGAAUAGGAGAUGUAGCUCAAGAGGAACCAGUCACUGACAGGACUGAAACCUCUGUUGUGCAAGCAAGAGAAAAAACACUGAAAAGAGAAACUGCUUUGGCAACAGCAGAAAGUUGUGAAGAAACCAUUUCAAAUCAACAGUUUAAAAGAACAGAUAAUUCAGUAGAGGAAAGCAAAGAGUUUGUUCUGCAGCAAAGUAAGAUACUGGAGAAGAAUCGACAGGAGGUGACACAGGAGGAAAGAGUGAGGGAUCAAGAAGAUGCUGACAGUGAUGACAGUUGUGGUGAUAAGGAGAAUUCAUCAAAAGGAAUCAAACAUAUCAAAAAGGAAGUGACAGCCAAGAGUAAGUCAUUUAAACAGAGUAAAGGAAAGUUGUCCCAAGUUGGCUUAACUUCACCAAAGAUUAAGCAGGGUAAGAAAAUAAAAGGGAAUGAUAUUGACAGCAAAGAAUUUCUUGAAAGUAUUGAGAAGAAAAUUUUCCGUGAGAGGAAGGAGAAGUUUAGAAAAAAAUUGUCAAAAGGGUCCUUAGAGCCAAAGAGCAUGACCAUGUUUGACCUUAUUUUCUUCAAUCCUGCAGCCAACCCAAUGCCAGGGCGCUCUGACUCGCCAAAGAAAAGGGGACGCCUCAAUAGUAAGUGUGAGACAGAAAGUGUGACUUCUGACAUCUUGGAAGAACAGAAAGUUGAUGAUAUGGGCUUGGAUGCAUCAGAACCUCCAGAACAAAGCCGUCCUAGCACACCAGAAGUCCAGGUGUGUGAGGAAAAUAAAGAGGACUUGCAGAAAGACUCACAGCAAGAUAGUGAAGAACCAGAGAAGAAUGAGGAGGAGGAGGAGGAACAAGAGGAACAGGAGGAAGAAGUAGACACAUUAGCUCCCAGGGUGAAAAUUGGUGCAAAUGGACAGAUCAUUCUAGAUGAGACGAGCCUGAAGAUCCGAACGACAGCUGCCAAGAAUAGGGAUGAGAUACUAAGCAAAGCAGAGGUUGUGGAAGAAAGCAACGACUCCAGCCACUAUGGGAAGUGGAGCAAGAAGAGGAAGCGGUCCUCCCUCUGGACAAUGAAAGAGACGGCUAGGUUCUAUAAGGCCCUCUCCACCGUAGGUACUGACUUCUCCCUGAUGGAAACCUUGUUUGCCUGGAGGUCAAGGGCUGAGCUGAAGACCAAGUUCAAGAAAGAGGAACGUAGCAACAGAGCAUUAGUUGAUAAAGCCCUUCAAGACUCCACCCAGUUUGACUUCUCCUUGUUUGAUAUUGAGUCUGAUUAUGACCCAGAGGAAGACAGAAAAGCAUGCAAAGAAGCUGAACGAGAAGAGGCCAAACGCAGACGGUUGGAAAUCAAACAAGAAGAGAAAGCGCGGGCAAAGGAGGAAAAGCAGAAAAUUAAGGCACACAAAUCAUUUUUAAGAAAAAAAUAUAAGAGAGAUCUGCUG